AAGUAUAUGACCUUGAAUACCCACACUUUCCCUCCAUAAUUAGAUACACUUGUAUACACACUUCUCUCGUUCUAUCAUGUUUGUGGAUUUGAUGACGGAACAAUUAAUUAACUAUCAUGUAUAUUUAUAGAAUGUUGUAACAUUCUACUUUCGGAUAUACUACAGGAUCCAUUUCGUCUCAUUGAAAUUAUUUACUUACAAUUGUGGAUCCUGGUACCAAAACCAGCAAGAUACGCGCCAAUCUGCUGAUUUAAACGUCAUUCGUUUCAUCAUUUUACAAUAUCUACACAUAUAUGUGUAUAUAUACACAGAAUGAAUAAAUCUAAUUAUAAUGAAUACGAUGAGUUUACAAAACGUAUAGGUUUUACAUCAAUGAUGGAACUUAUCUGUAUUUGUUUAUUUCCAUUAAUAUUACAAUGUUUACGAUCACUGGUAUGUAUACAUUUUAAUAUAUUAUCGAAAAAUCGAUUUUAUUUAUCUUUGAUUAUUGAUUAUUUCAUCAUUCUAGUACCAAUUAUUUUAUUAUUAACUUUAUUAUCUUCUUAUAUUAUUGUAAUUGUAAUAAGUUGUUUUGUAUUAUUUCUAUUAUGGUCAUUAUUACCAAACUAUAAUCAAAUGAAUUCUUUUGGAAAUUUCCAUUUUUUACCAACGGAUAUUUUAAUUGCCUAUUUACGAACCACCAUAUAUAUACUUUCUUGUAUUAUGAUUUAUGCUAUUGAUUUACCAAUCUGUCCAAGACGUUUUGCUAAAUCUGAGUUAAAUGGUCUUGGUUUAAUGGAUGUUGGUACAGGUUUAUUUAUAUGUGCAUCUAGUAUAUCCGGUUCUAAAUUAGUUUUCUAUAUGAAUAUUUACAGAGAUAAUAGUAGUAAAAGGUUUUUCGAUUGUACAUUGAAUUCUGUAGUACCAUGUUUACUUUUAGGAUUAUUAAGAACAUUAUUCAUUCAAAUGUCAAAUUAUCAUCAGAAUAUUGUAGAAUAUGGUGUCCAUUGGAAUUUUUUUUAUACUAUUGGACUGAUACGUGCCAUAUCACUCGUUAUGACCACUGGAAAUCCUAUCAGUAGUUAUUUGAUAACUUUUUCACUGAAAAAACAAAUUCUGUUCUAUUACAUUGUAUCCUCUAUAUUCUUAAUAUUCUCUGAAUUUUUGCCAAUAAUAAUUUGUCCAGAGUAUUUUCAAACAAGAUGGCAGUUUAAUCCAAGAACGCUACACUAUAUAAAUGAUAAUCGAUCAAAAUCUUUAUGGAUUGCUAAUUUUGAAGGUGUCACCUCCUUAUUUGGUUAUGCAUCAAUUUACUUUUUCAAUUUGAGUUCAUCACUUCUAUUUCGAUCUUAUUUGCCAACAGGCACCAAUAAUGACAGUAAUAAUGGAGUAAGUUCAUUGAACAAGAAGGAAUUUCCGCGUAAUACUUCGUUAUUCAGAUUACAUUUAAUCUGUGCUUUCAUGAUCUUAUGCUCAAUAAGUUGUUUCCACUCACUAGGUGGUAGUCAAAUGACAUCCAGACGUUUUGGAAAUUCUAACUAUGUAUUACUCAUUAUAUUUCUCUCAGUCAUUUGCUUUAUUUUUCUCACUUCGAUGAUUUCAUUAUUGAUACACUUUAAAUCACUUUUCAACCUGAAUUUAAGCUAUUCUCCAUUAUCUUUGAUAAUUAAUGAUAAAGGCUUGUUAUAUUUCAUCAUUUCGAAUUUAUUGACUGGUUUAUUCAAUGUGUUUUGUUUGAAUAAUCUACAGUUGUUACCUGAACGGGCAAAGUUAAAUGUUAUCAUGGGUACGUAUGAUGAUUUGAGCUGGUCUUCGUCAUUACUACAAUUUUUAGUGCUCUUAACCUAUUCGAGUUUAUCAGUUAUUUUUGUUUUAAUCGGUUCCUAUUACGAUUGUUUUAAAUUUCUUACUUCUAAUGUGUUUGGUAUUUUUAAAUAAAUGAUUGGUGUGAACCAA
Molecule: messenger RNA, 1935 nt
Organism: Schistosoma margrebowiei
Lineage: Eukaryota; Metazoa; Platyhelminthes; Trematoda; Strigeidida; Schistosomatidae
Source: the annotation of a GenBank genome assembly